Molecule: messenger RNA, 213 nt
Organism: Peronospora farinosa
Lineage: Eukaryota; Oomycota; Peronosporomycetes; Peronosporales; Peronosporaceae
Source: the annotation of a GenBank genome assembly
AUGUUUCACUCGCCGGAGGACAUUCGGUGGUUUAAGCCGGUCGAGCUUGCAACCAAGCAUGGUCUGACAGGCCACAUCAAGGAGUCUCUGGGUACGCACGGUGAUUUCAAAGCCGUUUUCAACAAACCUAUCAAGCAGCACGACACUGUUUGUCUCCACCUAUAUAAGCGCGUUUAUCCCAAGUUUCCAACAAUGAACCCCCUGUCGAACUAG